Messenger RNA from Sardina pilchardus (European sardine), 1833 nucleotides. RefSeq names its product methenyltetrahydrofolate synthetase domain containing (gene mthfsd). Lineage: Eukaryota; Metazoa; Chordata; Actinopteri; Clupeiformes; Clupeidae. The record is from RefSeq and is a predicted model, not a curated record. Gene Ontology annotation, molecular function: RNA binding. Gene Ontology annotation, cellular component: cytoplasm. The transcript is spliced from 8 exons. The coding region runs from base 85 to 1500 and encodes 471 amino acids.
GUGGAUUGUGGAGUGCGCACGUGUUUUGACAGCAAGGCAUGCAACGAUUCUAUUUUUGCCCUGCCCACCGCAGCUGCACAGUGAAUGAAAGUGUUCUGUUCUUACACUUACGCUCGAUUUGCCCUCUCCAAAAUGGACGCAGUUAUACAGAUAAACCGGGGAGCAACCAAAUGGGACAUCCGGAAAAAAGUGUGGGAUUAUAUCGAAGCUAAUAAUCUUGCCAAUUUCCCACGGCCUGUUCAUAAUAGGAUUCCCAAUUUUAAGGGAGCUGCCCAAGCUUGCAAUCAGCUCAAGGUCCUGCAGGAGUUCAGGUCCAGUAGUGUGGUCAAGGUGAACCCAGACAAACCCCAGGAGCAGGCACGCUUCUGUACUUUGGAAGCCAAGAAAACAUUGCUGGUGCCCACACCUCGUUUGCGGACUGGGCUGUUCAACAAGAUCACCCCUCCACAGGGAGCAAGCAAAGAGGACCUGCGUGUGUGCUCCACCUCACAGGGUGUGAAAGAUUUCAGCGUCCCGAUAGGUCUUGAUGCCAAAGUGAAAGUUGAUCUUAUUGUAGUUGGGUCUGUGGCUGUGUCUGAAAAAGGCUAUCGCAUAGGAAAGGGUGAGGGUUUUGCAGACAUGGAAUAUGCCAUGAUGGUCGCUAUGGGAGCUGUGAAUGAGUCUACUGUUAUUGCCACGGUUGUUCACGACUGCCAGGUAGUGGACAUCUCUGAAGAACUAAUUGAAAUCCAUGACCUCACUGUUGAUUACAUUCUUACCCCAACGAGAAUUAUCAAGACAGGAUGCACACAUCCAAAGCCACCAGGCAUUGUUUGGUCAAAGGUAGACGCAGACAUGUUGGAGAAGAUUCCCAUUUUGAAGAAACUCCGAGCUCUGGAGCAGGAGGCUGGAAAAGACGUCACGCUAAAGAAAAGUCCUGAGGGAGGGGAGAGGGCAUCCAGGCCCAGGACGGAACCCAGGAGUGACCCAAAGCGAGACCCGAAAGGCCCCUCGGAGCGCCGGCGGCCCAAGGAAGGCCAACCGGAGGAGGUGGCGGCGAGGCGUGGUGGUGGCGGCGGAGGGGGGGAGAGCGUCUUGGAGCCCAGGGCAGCUGGCCAAGCUCCUGUCACCACCGUCUACUUGGGGAACAUUCCAGCGGGCGUGCGCGUGAGCGAGCUCAAGAGUGCCCUGAGGGAGCGCGAGGCCGUGCCACUCCGCCUCACCUGGCAGGGCGCUCAGCACCGGGCCUUCCUGGACUACGCAGGCCAGCAGGCUGCCGACCAUGCCCUCGCUGCCCUCGAGGGCCUGUCCAUACACGAGCACACCUUGCAGCCAGAGCUGGCCAAGAGCCAGAGGGGGGACCGCAGGCCUGGCCAGGCACACCGCAGGAGACCCAAGACCUCCGCAAACACCGCCGCGGCAACACCUGACAACACCACCACCGGUGCAGCAGUCACGGACAAGCCUAAAGCAAAAAGACCAACCCCCAAGAGGAAGGUGGAAAAUCUGCCUCCUUCCUAAUAGUCUAGACUGUCCUGCACUGUCAGCAAAAAGGAAAAAGGUCCUACUGUGUUUUUUUUGUUUGUUUUGUACAAUGACUGCAGGCUUGUUGUGUUGCUUAUAACUUAUUAUUCAUUUUGGAGCUUUUAUCAAGCUUGGAACUGAUGAAUUUGCGGUGCGGUGGUUGCAGUGCUUGUGUAUAUGUUUUGGUGAUCUAGCAUAGGGGAGCACAUUUUUUAUUCCCCGACUGCUGGGAUUAAUUUACCUGAGUCUUUUAUACUUCAGGAAUAAUUUGCUGUAAAAUUCAUGGAAAUGUAGACUACAUAUGAAAAUAAAUUUUACUUCAAGUUGUUA